ACCAGCAGCGAAAAUGUAUAUGCUAUCGGAUGACGAAGUAGCCUACUCCAACAGUCUGUACAGUGGGGAAACCGGGACGGAGGCGAACGGAACUAGCGAGGAGCAGUCCCACGGGUACGAACGGAGCCAAUUCGCCAGCUUCGACCCGACGGGCGGUGCGCGGGGGAAGGCGCACACGUACAAGAGGUGGCGCCAACACGCAUAUCAAAGUGAGAGCCAAAGUGAUGGCCAAAGCGAAGGCCAAAGUGAGUACCGGCACGAAGACGACAGUGAGUCCCAACGGGAAUACCAGAAUCCGUACCACCUGGAGUAUCAAAGUCCGUACCAGCUCGAGUAUCCAAAUCCGUACCAGCUAAACCAUGAGAGUCCUUACCAUCGCGAGCAUCAAAGUGCGUCCCAAGGUGAGGGCGAACUAUUCAAGUACGUCUGCAUAGCAUCGAUAGAAGACGUCGAAAUUUUAUUUAAGUGCAGCUUCCUACCCCACGAGCUGGACGCCGCCGCGAACUAUACCAUAAAAAAAAUAUUGGGAGCCUCCAAAAGGAAACUAAAUCACUGCAAUAAAAAAAUGCUCAACUGGGAUAACAAAAUUAUUUACUUCACAAUUUGCACAGAAAAAAAAAUGGCAUUUUUUCUAAUCGGACUACAUAUGAAAGCCUACUUCAAAAAUUAUGCAUUCGAGUUUUUGAAGAAGCUGGAAAUUUAUACAAAGUCCGAUUUAUUUUCUGGUCAAAAUUACAAAGGCAGAAAUAUCUCCCCUUACAAAAUGCACACGACAGAAGCAUUUUUGCAGCGCACAAUUAAAGGCAUUAAUAAGUGUUGUCGUGAUGAAAAAAUGAUUGCAGUGAAACAAAAGCUACAUAAAAUUAAUUCCGUCAUGAAUAAUCACAUCGAUAAUUUAUAUCAGUCCAGGGGAAACAUAAAAGCUCUCAAAUAUAAGACGCAAAACAUGUCGAAAAAUACUUUACACUUUGUUCAAAAUAGUAAAAAAUUGAAAAGGAUUAUGUUCAUGAAGUACUGGAAGACGUAUGUUUUUUUGGCUUGUUUCGCGAUCAUAGGAUUUAAGGUUUACCGAUCCUUAUG
Plasmodium cynomolgi strain B is the source of this 1080-nucleotide messenger RNA. RefSeq lists its product as hypothetical. The annotation marks the transcript as partial. The record is from RefSeq and is a predicted model, not a curated record. The transcript has a single exon. Lineage: Eukaryota; Apicomplexa; Aconoidasida; Haemosporida; Plasmodiidae.